AUGAAGAAUCUGGACGAGCAGUACGAAGCAACGAAAGCAGCGAUCCGGAGCUCAAUUUUGACGCGCCCCUCGAAGAAAGGCAACCCAUCAAAGAACGCAACGACACAGAGCUCGGUCGAACCAAGAAACGGAGGUGCCCACAAUUACCAAGUUGGUGCCGGGCGCGGAAGAGGAGAGCCGCGCAGCAACACUUGGGUAAGAAGGCCCACAAACUACGACGAAAAGGCGUUCUACGAGUAUCACCAAACCUAUGGGCAUCCGACGGCAAAAUGCCGAACUCUGGAAGCCAAACUCGCGGCUAAGAUGGCGGCGGGAGAGCUCUUGAACGCGGUGAAUCUCAAAGACAUCGUCCCUAAUGAGCCAAAAGAGGGAACCGAGCCGAGCGGCACAGCAGAACCCGCAAAUCCUCCCCGGCGGGGCGAUAACACCAAGCGCGACAUGAGAGGCGAACCCGAAGAGCAACCCGAGCCGAGACAAAGGAUCAACAUGAUCAUGGGUGGAUCUCAAUAUUACCAAGACACGGUGUCUUCCAUGAAGGCUUAUCAGCGCCGAGCCGAAGCGAAGGAAAAUUGGACAGAACCGACCGAUAUUCUGAAUACGGUGAUCUCCUUCGCUGAAGAGGAAACGGCAGGGAUAGAUAGACUGCACAACGAUCCACUAGUGAUCGAAUUGAUGAUCAGAGACCACGAUGUAACGAGAGUGCUCAUCUAUAAUGGGAGCUCGGUAGACGUCAUUUUUAGGGAGACAGUCAGAAUGAUGGGAAUCGAUCUCUCCGAGGUGACGGCGAUCCCCAAACCUCUAACCGGAUUUUCAGGAGAAACAAUGAUGACUAUGGGCACAAUUAAGCUCCCUAUGGUAGCCGGCGGAGUCACUAGUAUCGUCGAAUUCUGCGUCACCGAUGACCCAGCAAUCUACAAUGUGAUUAUGGGAACUCCAUGGAUCAAUGCAAUGAGGGCGGUCCCUUCCACCUAUCACCUCUGCCUCAAAUUCCCGACUCCAGCAGGCAUCAAAAUAAUUUGGGGAAACCAGAAGGAGUCGCGAAUGUGUUGCUUGGCGGAGCACAAGUUGAGGAACCCCGUCACCGAUGCGCGACCAGACGUAAAUCGCAAAACGCUGAAGACGGACCGAGAGCCUACGAACGAGCUCUCAAAACUCUUAUAG
Messenger RNA from Eutrema salsugineum, 1161 nucleotides. RefSeq lists its product as uncharacterized. NCBI's taxonomy places the organism in Eukaryota, Viridiplantae, Streptophyta, Magnoliopsida, Brassicales, Brassicaceae. The transcript has a single exon. The record is from RefSeq and is a predicted model, not a curated record. Bases 1 to 1161 code for a protein of 386 amino acids.